CUCGCCUCCUCUGCAUUUUCCAAUUCUAAACCAAACAACAGAUUCUCAUAAUCAUCUCUCUUUUUUUCCUUUUUGAGAAAGGAAGAACGAUCAAAGCUUCUAAAUUUUUUAAAAAAAGAUAUCAAGAUGGGUCUUGUCGCCUUCUUGUUUAUGGCCAUCCUCGGAGUAAUGACGUCACGUGUCAAUGGCUACGGCGGCGGUUGGGUUAACGCACACGCUACAUUCUACGGCGGUGGUGAUGCUUCCGGCACAAUGGGAGGUGCUUGUGGGUACGGAAACCUAUAUAGCCAAGGUUAUGGAACCAACACGGCGGCGCUAAGCACGGCUCUGUUCAACAACGGUCUGAGUUGUGGCGCUUGCUUCGAGAUAAGAUGCCAAAACGACGGAAAAUGGUGUCUCCCUGGCUCGAUCGUCGUCACAGCGACUAACUUUUGCCCGCCGAACAACGCUUUACCGAACAACGCAGGAGGUUGGUGUAACCCUCCUCAGCAGCAUUUCGAUCUCUCUCAGCCCGUCUUUCAACGUAUCGCUCAAUACAGAGCCGGCAUUGUCCCCGUCGCCUACAGAAGAGUGCCUUGUGUUAGAAGGGGAGGAAUAAGGUUUACGAUAAACGGACAUUCUUACUUCAACCUGGUUCUGAUUACCAACGUCGGAGGAGCCGGAGAUGUUCACUCGGCGGCGGUUAAAGGGUCAAGAACAGGGUGGCAAGCUAUGUCGAGAAACUGGGGACAAAACUGGCAGAGUAACUCUUACCUGAACGGUCAAUCUCUGUCUUUCAAAGUCACAACAAGCGAUGGUCGGACCAUUGUCUCCAACAACGUCGCUUCUGCAGGCUGGUCCUUUGGCCAGACUUUCACCGGCGCGCAGAUACGUUAGUGUGGUGUAUCGGGCAGUUUGUUUGGGGGUUUAACCUAAAAAGAAGUGGUGCUUCGUGUGCUUGAUUUUGCACAAGGCCUUGAUGACGUCUUCUUCUUUUGGGGACUUUUUUUUUUCUAUUAUUGGUAAGGUUUUUUUUUUAAAGUUUUACUGAUGCAGAGGUGGAGUUAAGUACCACCCGCUAGUAGUAAGUUUCCGUUUGUAUCCCCUCUUGAAGCGAGAGGGAGAGAGUUUAAGCUUUUCAAGAAUUGUUAGUUUGUAUUCUUCUGAGUAAUCUCGUCAAGAAUUGUUAGUUUGUAUUCUUCUGAGUAAAUUUUCAAUUUUUACCAGUAUGAACUAUUGAAGAUUUCACUCAAUGUUCAAUAAAAAAAAAAAAAAAAAAACAAUAUUGAAGAUUUGC
Thlaspi arvense is the source of this 1276-nucleotide messenger RNA. Lineage: Eukaryota; Viridiplantae; Streptophyta; Magnoliopsida; Brassicales; Brassicaceae. The record is from the annotation of a GenBank genome assembly.